UCAGGCCAGUCGUCGUUGUAGUCACGGUCGCCGUCUGAGAGGAGUUUGUGUGUCUACUACUCUACUUGGUUUGAGCCUCGCCAAAGCAGCCGUCGGUCGGUGUGUGUCCGUCUCAAAAUCGAAUCAAGUCAGCCUGGGCCUGGGCUCCUGCGGUUGCUGCUGAAGUGGAGUGGAAAAAACCUUGCCAAAGCCACCAAAUUUGCUACCGUCCGGUGUUCCGUUUCUAGAAUAAUGGUCAACUGGAUCGAUUCCAGUUGUGAUUUGUGGGGCUAGCUCGCCCAGAAGAGGACUGAAUUGAUCGGAAGUGUGCAAGUUUUGUGUUCAUUAUCAGAAGAGGUUAGUUACCCGUUCAGCUGGAAAAAAGGUAAAAAUGUUUGUGCAGCAGGGCGGGGAAGCUUCCAGCCAACUAGAUUCGUCAAGAGCUUGAGGUGGCCUAUUGUAUUUCCUCUGGUUCCAGGCAUUUCGAGAGGCUAACUAGUUGCUUGCAAGUGUACAGUGACAAUAUAGUUAUUGUUAAUAUCUGGAAAGAAAAAUUUGCAAGCUCCUAGCAAGCAGUAGGAAAGAGCGAGAAAGGGGGUGUAUUUUCCAAAUCGCGAAAAUUCGUUUCAAGGAGUGUGAGUUUUCCUUCGUCUGUCAGCACCAGCAGCACGAAUAGCUCCAAACUUGCCCCAAACAAGUCUUGUGCUUGUGUGAGUGUGAUAUUCUACCAAUUGCGUGCGGGAAAUCUGAAAAAAGUCGUGUUGUAGGAAGGAAAAUUCGACAUAAAGAAGAGGGCUUUUCUCAGUGUUUGUUCUCACAGCAGUAGCGUAUGCAAGUGGAAGAGAAAAUCCCCCCGACGGCCAGUGUGUGAGAGGGAGAAGUGUAUAGUGAGAAGUGGGUACAUUUUGGGGCCAGAAGUUAAUUGAAAAGUGAUUCAUUAUUGUUAUUAUUGCUAGCCGAAACUGGGACCACCUACCCACCACCCACCAUCGGUGUGAAAGAUCAACGUGAUUAAAUCUUGCAUUGGAAAGGUUCAAUACCUUUACAACAUUAUUCAACCAGCCGGUUCUGCGGAAUCUAGAGUAAUCUCUCUCGGCGCGCGCUAGUCGAGUUAUUUCAAGAUCUCAACAUAGUAUUUCAUAAGCCAUGACCAAAAGGUUCGAGUUCAACUGGCAGAUCCCGGUCCCGGAAGCGCUCAAAACUGGAUGCGUCUUCGAUCGGUGGACAGAGGAGAAGGACAACAAUGAGUUCGAACCGGCGUGUACUUUUAAGGUGGAUGAGUAUGGAUUUUUUGUGUACUGGAAGAGUGAGGGAAAGGAAGGGGACGUUAUCGAGCUUUGUCAAGUCAGUGAUAUUCGAGCCGGUGGAAUGCCAAAGGAAACAAAGCUGUGCAAUCAGUUGAUCAACAAACACGGAGACAACGUGGAGGAAAAAUCACUAACCAUCUGCUCCGGUACAGACUACAUCAACAUCAAUAUGCAGCAUGUGGUCUGUCCGGAUGCUGCCACAGCGAAGAUUUGGGUGGAUGGGCUGCGAAAAAUUACCCACAAUGGCAAAGCAAACAACUUUUGCCCGAUGACUGCACUAAAGAAGCAUUGGAUGAGGCUAGGUUUUACGGUCGAUCCACGUGGGAAAGUUCCAGUAAAAGUGGUCGCUAGGACAUUCGCCUCCGGCAAAACCGAAAAGCUAGUCUACCAAAUCCUGUCGGAUCUGGGCCUGCCCAGCGGUAAAAAUGAUGCCAUUGAGAGAAACGACUUCACGUUCGAAAAGUUCUACGAACUUUACCACAAGAUCUGUCCCCGGAAUGACAUCGAAGAGCUGUUUCGAUCAGUCACCCAAGGCAAAGCAAAUGCCAUCAAUCUGGACCAGUUUAUUAACUUUCUCAACGAGAAGCAGCGUGAUCCUCGAUUGAAUGAAAUUCUCUAUCCGCUGUAUGAUGAGAAACGAGCGAUCGAAAUCAUCACCACCUACGAGCAGGAUGAGAAAGCGCGAGAGGAAAAAAGCCUCACCAAAGACGGCCUCAUUCGGUAUCUGAUGUCGGAUGAGAAUGCUCCCGUGUUUCUAGAUCGGCUGGACAUCUACAUGGAUAUGGAUCAGCCGCUGUCGCAUUACUACAUCAACUCAUCCCACAACACGUACCUGUCCGGUCGCCAGUUUGGAGGCAAAAGUUCGGUGGAGAUGUACCGCCAAACGUUGCUGGCCGGUUGUCGAUGUGUUGAGCUGGAUUGCUGGGACGGUAAGGGAGAAGAUGAAGAGCCUAUCAUCACCCACGGCAUGGCUAUGUGUACCGAUAUUCUCUUCAAGGAUGUCAUUUAUGCUCUUCGAGAUACAGCUUUCGUCACAUCGGAUUACCCCGUGAUCCUUUCGAUCGAAAACCACUGCUGCCGAACUCAACAGUAUAAACUAGCUAAAUACUUUGAUGAAAUCCUCGGUGAUCUGCUGUUGAAGGAGGCACUGCCUGACUAUCCGCUGGAACCGGGUGCCCCUCUUCCUCCCCCUUCGGCAAUGAAGCGCAAAAUCCUUAUCAAAAACAAACGCCUCAAGACGGAGGUAGAAAAAAAAGAACUGGAACUCUUCCUGCAGGGUGAGUUCGUGGUAGAGGAUGAGGUGAAGGAGGAUGCCAGUGCCGUACGUAAAAUAGAACCAACCGAGGAAGCUGCCGCUGCUCCAGCGGCGGCAGCUGCAGCGACAACGGAAGGUGGUGACGAGGCUGCAGCCGCACAAUACACUGGUUCUACGACCAACGUACAUCCCUGGCUAUCGUCGAUGGUGAACUAUGCCCAGCCAAUCAAGUUCCAGUCAUUCGAAUCCGCUGAAAAGAAAAAUAUCCAUCACAACAUGUCUUCAUUUGCGGAAACUACCGGCAUGAAUUUGCUGAAACAACAGGCCAUCGAUUUCGUUAACUAUAACAAACGUCAAAUGUCCCGCAUCUACCCAAAGGGAACAAGAGCUGAUUCGUCCAACUAUAUGCCGCAGGUCUUCUGGAACGCCGGCUGCCAAAUGGUGUCUCUCAACUUUCAAACCUCAGAUCUUCCGAUGCAACUUAACCAGGGCAAAUUUGAGUACAACGGAAAUUGUGGCUACCUACUAAAACCAGAUUUCAUGCGACGAGCUGACCGAAGCUUCGAUCCAUUUGCCGACGCCCCAGUGGACGGUGUGAUUGCCGCUUCCUGCGCUGUACAAGUCAUUGCAGGUCAAUUCUUGUCGGACAAAAAGGUCGGUACCUACGUUGAAGUCGACAUGUACGGUCUACCCUCGGAUACAGUAAGAAAGGAAUUCCGAACCCGUUUAGUCCCUGCCAACGGCCUUAACCCGGUAUACAAUGAAGAACCGUUCCUUUUCCGUAAAGUCGUCUUACCGGAUCUCGCCGUACUUCGAUUCGGAGUGUAUGAUGAGAAUGGAAAACUUCUUGGACAACGAAUCCUUCCGCUGGAUGGUCUCCAGGGUGGCUACCGGCAUAUUUCCUUGCGUACUGAAGCUAAUUUUCCCAUGUCGUUGCCAAUGUUGUUCUGUAACAUUGAGCUGAAGAUCUACGUUCCCGAUGGCUUCGAAGACUUUAUGGAUGCUUUGUCUGAUCCACGUGCAUUCAUGGGAGCCGCGAAGGAACGAUCGGACAACAUGAAGGCUAUGGGUAUCGAAGAAUCGAGCUCCGGUGCAGCAGCUGAUGCGACGAAGGGCGCUAAGAAAGAGGAACCCGCCGAACCGCCGCUAGUAUUCGAUCCGAUCACAGUCGAAUCGCUACGCCAGGAGAAGGGAUUCCAGAAAACGGCCAAAAAACAACAGAAAGAUCUGGAUGUUGUAAAGAAGAAGCACCUAAAGGAGCGAACGGCUGUGCAGAAGACACAGAAUGCUGCGAUCGAGCGAUUGAUCAAGGGAAAGAGCAAAGAGGAAAUUAAAGCGGAUCCGGCCAUUCGCAAAGUUAUUCAGGAGCAGAAUGCCCAGUGGAGCGAAAUGAUCGAACGCCACAAGAAGGAGGAGUGGGACCUGCUUAAGCAACAGCUGGAUGAUCAGCGUGAAAUUCUGCGAAAGCUAAUGGAAGCAACUCAGGCUGGACAGAUGAAGCAACUUGAGGCCAAACACGAGCGUGGCAUCAAGGAGCUGAACACUCGUCAAGCGAAAAUCUCAGUUGAAACAUCCAAGGAAGUCGCGAACGAUAAAACACUCAAGACCAAAGGUGAGAAGGACCGACGAUUGCGUGAGAAGAAACAGAAUAAUAUUAAACGGUUCAUGGAGGAGAAGAAGACGGCCCAAAUAAAGCAGAACCGUGAGAAAGAGAAGCUGAAAGCUACCCACGAUAAGCAGCUGGAAGAGUUGGCCAACGACGUGCAGAAGCUAAUCGAUAUGUACACAAUCGAAGAACAGGAGUACAAGUUGACCAGCAAAAUGGAGUUCUAUGCCUGAGAGUUCAUCGCGGAGCCUCCAGAAACCUCCUAAAACUAUCGGAAGAACUGAACUUGUAGCAUUAAGUGAGCAUUAUAGGGAGUCACCAGAUUAUUGCGACGACAACUACAAGAGUGAAUAAAACAACCAAAAAAAAGGAAUACAAAAGAGUGCAUUCCGUUUGGCAUAAGGGUCGUUUGGGAUAUGCUGUGUUUGACCACGAGUUACUAAUUGUCAUGACCGCGAUGAUCUGAAUGCAGCGCAAUUUUCAACACGAUCACGACCAGGUCAAUUAGGUAUCGUAGAAUCCAAAUUUAAACCGGAAGAUUCUACGAGAGAGCUUUCAACAGAAUCACCAACAGAGAGUUACAUGUCAAUAAAUCUGCUCAUAAUGGGGAAACUAGCACGUACCUAUUUGUUGUCAUUUAACCGAGUCGACAGUGACCAUAUGCCAGACGAAAUACACUCGAUAAUGUAAACAUAAACUUUGAAGUAUAGAAAUACGAAAAACCCCAUAUUUUAGGAAAUUAUUAAACAGUUGUAUGUUCCAUUAUCAUAGCAAGAUUGUAUAAUUUUGAGCAAAAGAAUAUAGGUGACCCAAAAUAAAACAAUGAAAUGGAAUAAAAAACAAUAUACUAUUAGUUAUAACAUAAACUACAAUUACCAUGGUCUAGCGUAGCAAACGAAAAGUGAGAUUAGCUGUUUCUGUAAAGGCAUAUUUUUCGCGAAUGCAAACAUUGCAUUGUUGCUUUUGUUCCAGUGAAAAGUGUGCUACCCAUCAAAAAGCCAAUUUGCUAAGUUAACAAACAAUUUAAACAAACACUCGGUUGAUUCUACGUAUACAUAGUGUGCCAUGGGCCGCGUUUGUUAUGUUAUUUUACUGUGUUACUUUGAUUGACAUGGUUAAGUUUCGAGGCUUUAAUUACAAUUUAGCGUUCUACCGUCACACAUAGGGAGUCAAUUAGAAAAGAAAAACAAAUGCAAAAAUAUUUUUGGUUUCUGAAAUCACAUAUUUAAAGAAUUCCUUUAUUAUAUGCUCUGGAUGCAAUCAGAUGUUAAGUAUUUCGUCUAACUUGGAAGCAAACUGUAAGAAAUAGAAAAAUGGAACCUACCACAAGGCAUGUAAUGGUAAUGCCAUUGAAUUUUUAAAUUCUCUAAGGGUACACCAUAUAAAUAUUAUAAAUCGUCAGAAAGAAAAACAAUUUUUUAAAACAAGUUACAAAACGUAGACUAAGAUAACAAGAAAGUAUUCAACCAAAGUAUGACCUCCCCCACCUCCUUCCUUCCAGAAAGUUCCUCCUACGUAGUCUAUCGUUAAGUCCAUUCAUGGUUCCCCUCUCCCCGCUCCUUACACAUGCAAAUGUGAAAAAACGUACUGCUGUUAGAAAUAUAACAAACUUGAAAUAAACUACAACAAAAAAUCAUGAGUGCCUAUAACGCAAAAAAUCAUCCCUAUACUUUUCACCAAACACGCAUGUGAAUAUCGAAUUCGAAUGCUUUCCGUUUCCAAAAGUACACAUACACACACUCACUCAUUCACUCACUCACUGACACCUACACAGCGACAGAUGCAUGCGCAUACAGAAAGACAUUCAACGAAGUUUUCACUUGUGUCCAAACCAUUAUAAAACGUGUAAACCUUUUUAAGAAACAAAAAUCACGUAUUCUAGUCGUUAAUAUGUAAGCAAACCUUGAAAUGAUUUACUAUUAUAAAUGAGCUUAUGAUGAGUUCUGAUGGUAAAAAAAAUACCAAAACAAACCAUUGUUCAAAAUUAAAUGGAAGGAAACAAGAAUAGAAACCAAAUGUAGUAUUACUCUCUCUCUCAGUUGGAGAAACAAGUGAACUUCUCGAUACACGAAAAUCAAAUCAAACAUACUAUUCCACGACUAGAGAAAGCCAGUAUCAGAAACGUAGUAUAACCAACAACCAGAAUAUAAACUUAGCAGAGAUUUAGGUCAAAAAAUGGAGGAUCUAUUUUUGUAAAUCUCCAUCCACUACAGUUAGCAAAUAAUGGAUAGUUUGGGAGCAUCCGAGAGGUUGUGCUCCAAGCCGAGGGCAAGUUUAGAGGGGUGAAUUUUGAGAAAAGAAAUCAAAAUAAAAUACAACCAUUAGCAAA
Molecule: messenger RNA, 6476 nt
Organism: Topomyia yanbarensis
Lineage: Eukaryota; Metazoa; Arthropoda; Insecta; Diptera; Culicidae
Gene: norpA
Product: 1-phosphatidylinositol 4,5-bisphosphate phosphodiesterase
Exons: 14
Coding region: 1126-4380 (1084 amino acids)
Biological process (GO): lipid metabolic process; phosphatidylinositol-mediated signaling
Molecular function (GO): calcium ion binding; phosphatidylinositol-4,5-bisphosphate phospholipase C activity
Source: RefSeq, a predicted model, not a curated record